AUGAACACAACAGAUGACGAGAUCGGGACGUGGAACUCGUGGGACGCUGAAGGUGUUACUAUCAACGACAUCGUGUGGCCCGGACACCAGCACGUCCCCCCACCAGGAGUACCCGAGAAGUUCCACCUCAAGAUUGUGUUCCUGGAAGAGCCGCCUUACAUCAGCCUGGCCUCACCUGACCCGGUCACUGGCCAGUGUAACGCUAAUCGGGGCAUCCUGUGUCGAGUGGCCACCGACGCUAUGAUGGCCAAGUAAGUGGGGGUUGGACCCUGGCACAGCAGAACAGCACCUACUCAGUGCUGUUCGGGCUUCUGUAUCGACAUGUUGCAGAAGUUCUCAGACGAGCUCGGCUUCUCCUACGAUCUGUUCAGGGUGGAGGAUGGCAAGUGGGGACCUUGAGAGAAUGGCAACAAGUGGAAUGGUCUAGUCGCUGCCCUCAUCAACCACAAGGCAGACAUGGCCCUGACCAGCUUCAAGAUUAACUCAGAGAGGGAGAGCGUCAUUGACUUCACCGUGCCCUACCUCGAGUCCGGGAUAGCCAUCGUCGUAGCCAAGAGGACAGGCAUCAUCUCCCCCACGGCCUUCUUGGAACCCUUCGACACGGCCUCCUGGAUGUUGGUGGCGUUUGUGGCCAUCCAAGUUGCUGCUCUCACGGUCUUCCUCUUCGAGUGGCUGAGUCCUGGAGGAUACAAUAUGAAGGUGGCGCCCCCUCGUGACCACAAGUUCUCACUACUAAGGACUUACUGGCUGGUAUGGGCGGUGCUCUUCCAGGCAGCUGUACACGUCGACUGUCCCAAGGGAUUCACUGCCAGGUUCAUGGCCAACAUCUGGGCCAUGUUCGCCGUGGUGUUCCUGGCCAUCUACACCGCUAACCUGGCCGCCUUCAUGAUCACCAGAGAGGAAUACCACGAUCUGUCUGGCAUCGAGGAUCACCGGCUACAAAACCCAUACUUCAAGAAGCCUCCCUUCAAGUUUGGCUUCGUUCCCUUCACCAACACGGAGACGAUCAUGGCCAAGCACGAACACGAAAUGUUCCAAUACAUGAGACAAUAUAAUAAGUCUAAUAUCAACCAAGGCAUCAAAGCUAUCAAGAAGGGGUCGCUUGACGCCUUCAUCUACGACGCGACGGUGCUGGACUAUCCGGUCGACGACGAGUGUACACUACUGACGGUGGGCGCCUGGUACCACAUGACGGGCUACGGCAUCGCCUUCCCCAGGGGCUCCAAGCACACCUCUCACUUUAACGAGAAACUCAUGUCGUAUAAGGAUAAUGGCGACAUGGAACGCAUACAACGUUUCUGGCUGACCGGCGCUUGUAAACCUAAGAAGCAGAACAAAAGAGCAUCGGAACCCUUGGCAUUGGAGCAGUUCUUAUCGGCUUAUCUGCUGCUCUUCUCCGGGGUGCUGCUGGCCCUCAUCUUGCUGUUACUCGAGCACAUUUACUUCAAGUACGUCAGGAAACAUGCCAAGACGGACUCCGGGGGAUGUUGUGCCCUUAUUAGUCUGAGCAUGGGCAAAUCACUCACCUUCAGAGGGGCGGUGUUCGAGGCCCAGAAUAAACUCCGCCGCCACAGGUGUCGAGACCCCCUCUGCGACACUCACAUCUGGAAGGUCAAGCACGAACUCGACAUGGCCAGAGUAAAGAUCAAACAGCUGGAGAAGGAACUUGAAUCCCACGGCGUCAAGCCCUCGAGGAAAUUCGCUGCCAGCAAUAUUCUUACCAGCUGCUGGAAGCCCCGAGCCCAGGACGCAGAGGAGGACAACCCCCCUCAGUUUCUCAACGUCUACGCCAGUUUGGCGACGGCGCGGGCUGAGCGGGAGAUGGUGGGCUCAAGGGAGGUGUUCGGAGCACGAGACAUGACCAGAAACCACAUCACAUCUAACGAGCCAUCAAGAGCCUCCUCUACCACCACCACCCUCACCCCUACUCCUGACUCCGGGGGCGCCAGACAAAGAGCAUCAGUGGAAAUAAGAGAAAUAGCGGAAAUGGAAACGGCUGAAAGAUCAAUCAUGUUAGCUCAUUAUGAAGUACUAAACAUGCCAGUCUCUCCUGAACGACCAGUCAUGUCAACCUAUCCUGAAGUACCCAGUCAUGUCAACCUAUCCUGAAGUGCCCAGUCAUGUCAACCUAUCCUGAAGUACCCAGUCAUGUCAACCUAUCCUGGUGUCCUGAAGAACGAAUCAUGUCGGCUUCCUGCGUUCAUAGUCAGUUUUCUUUGUUUAGAAAUGUUCAUUGUUGAUCAGGAAUGUUCUGUACUGAUCAUGCAUGUUUAGAAUUGUUCAGAAACUAAGCAGGAAUAUUAAACUGAUCAGGAAUAUUAAACUGAUCAGGAAUGUUUAAGUAAUGAGGAAUGUUAAAAUGAUCAGGAAUGUUUAACUGAUGAGGAAUGUUUAACUGAUCAGGAAUAUUAAACUGAUCAGGAAUGGUCAGAAGAUGGUUAGGAAUGUUCAAAUUAUACUCAGAAUACAAUAUGUGAAGAGGUUACAAAUUUCUUAUAUAAUCUCAAAAUUCACUGACAUUCUCUGAAGAUAUUUUGACUCCUCAAAUACCUUAGAAAAUAAUUAUUGUACUACAUAAAAUACUUGAACAAUAUUGAUAACACUGUAUUUUUUUUAUAAACUCUUAAGACCAGCUGUAUUUUCUACUAAGGGUAGUAAGUGUCUAAAUAAUUCUUUAAUUCUCAUUUACUGUCAGUGUUUAUAAUACAGUAAUGCUUGUAAAGUCAGGAUCAGUUUGUAACUUAGUAGAGAACGGUGUCAUUUGUUUAUGAUAGAAUGGUCGUUUGUUUAUAUUUUGCUUUUUCUUCUUGUUCUCGUGCACAUUCAGUGAUCCGUGUGUAUGUUUUUUCGCGCAUUAUUGUGAGCCGUCGACCGUCACCUGAUCUGCCAUGUUGAGCGCUGGGCAUCAUUGCUGCACCUACCACUGUUACGUGUUCUAGUUUUAUGUUUUGUUUACUUUUUUAUUUCUUACUUUUUUGUAAAAACGGGAAGGGGGAAACUGGGCUUGGAAUCACUGACAAUUGUGUUUCUUUUUUUCUGUCUCGUACGCACCACUGCCCGAGGCUUGACACUAUUUUUCCUCCCCAGUGUAGUGCGUAAACAAAGGUAUAUUUCCAGUAAGGGUUUGGUGUAAUAAACAGUCAGUAGCCUUAACUAUUGGUGCCAUCUAUUGAGGGGAAGAACUAAACAAGUAAACACUGCUGCCUAAGAGCCACAAGAUGGAGUUUCAAAGAUUCCUGUGUUACUUUUUCUCCUGAAUAGGGAAUUUGAUAAUACAUUUGAAUAUGGAAGAAUUUCAGUCCAUUAUCAAAACCAUUUAGGCAACUAUAAAUGUAUCAAUGCUUAAGUGAGUCGGUUAGAUGGCUUCCCACAGUAAUGGUCGGGGGAAAUUUAACGUGCGAAUCUCUGAGGAUCUUACGGCAGAAUAAGAAUGGGGAAAACACUGUAUAUUUCAUUGACAGAAUAGAGUAGGAAAAUCAGAUUUACGCAUAAUACUGAGAAGGAAUAAUUCUUUCCUGAAUGGGUUGUCAUUAUUUUUCCUUGUGUGUGCUUCAGCCAUAUGUGCGCGCGGGCCGUGGCGCCGCCGUUCUAUAGGGGUCCUAGCUGUUCUCACGACCCCUGUAAGGUCCUUGCCUACCACGUUACCUCAGGUCAACUGGGGUCAGAGGUCAUGCCAUGGUGCAGUAAACUACCUCCACAACAAUGCGACACAAAUUCGACCCCCGGGAAGAAUCCGAUAUUGUUCAUUUUAGUUAAAAGGAAACCCGGAUAUAAAAGGACCGCUAAAAUUCCUGACAACACGGUGACCUAGAUUCGAUGGGAAGUACCUAGACAACCACGAAUAUAAUACUAAAGUACCCUUAACCCCCAGAGGUCAGGUUAACUGGUGUCAAGGGUCAAGUUAUAGUAAGUAUCCAACUGACUUCACAAUAAAACAACUAGGGUUUAAUCACAUGAAAAAGGUCCCUCUGGUCCCUUUUAAUUCAAGUUAUUAUAAUUCCUUCACCAAAUUUUGAUAUCAGUCAUUUGUUUUGUGUUUCUCUGACUGCUGCCCUGGGUCAUACUCCCUCAUAAACCGGAUUUGAAAAUGGAAACCUUUAAAAAUCUAGUUGACUAUAGUAUAUUAUUGUGAUUCAUUUAAUGUCCAAAACUCUCGGGUGUUUAAACCCUCUAACACUUGACCUCCAACACUUGACCUCUAACACUUGACCUCCAACACUUGACCUCCAACACUUGACCUCUAACACUUGACCUCCAACACUUGACCUCCAACACUUGACCUCCAACACUUGACCUCCAACACUUGACCUCCAACACUUGACCUCCAACACUUGACCUCCAACACU
Messenger RNA from Homarus americanus (American lobster), 4346 nucleotides. RefSeq names its product glutamate receptor ionotropic, NMDA 2A-like. The record is from RefSeq and is a predicted model, not a curated record. Lineage: Eukaryota; Metazoa; Arthropoda; Malacostraca; Decapoda; Nephropidae. Gene Ontology annotation, cellular component: postsynaptic membrane; plasma membrane. Gene Ontology annotation, molecular function: transmitter-gated monoatomic ion channel activity involved in regulation of postsynaptic membrane potential; NMDA glutamate receptor activity. Gene Ontology annotation, biological process: modulation of chemical synaptic transmission; monoatomic ion transport; synaptic transmission, glutamatergic.